This is a messenger RNA of Neltuma alba, 2526 nucleotides long. RefSeq names its product receptor-like protein kinase FERONIA. The transcript has a single exon. NCBI's taxonomy places the organism in Eukaryota, Viridiplantae, Streptophyta, Magnoliopsida, Fabales, Fabaceae. Gene Ontology annotation, biological process: protein phosphorylation. Gene Ontology annotation, molecular function: ATP binding; transmembrane receptor protein tyrosine kinase activity. Bases 1 to 2526 code for a protein of 841 amino acids. The record is from RefSeq and is a predicted model, not a curated record.
AUGAAUACUUCAUCUUUUUCUCUUUUCAUCAUUCUGUUUCUCCAUCUUUUACUCUUGCCUCUCCACAUUGCUUCUGCUAAUAAUGCCAGUUAUCUUCCCUUGGAAAACAUUGCCCUCAACUGUGGCACUAGCUCAUCAGAACGAGUGUCCUAUAAUGGGAGGAACUGGACUGGUGAUGCAGGUUCAGAGUACGUAUCCUCUAAUGCAGAAGCCAAGUCCCUGGUAGCCAAAGCCUCUAUGAUUAAUGAAUCUGUUCCUGAUGUUCCAUAUAUGACUGCUCGAGUAUUUUACUCUCAAUUUACCUACAGAUUCAAUGUGACUCCAGGUCCCAAAUUUGUCCGCCUUCACUUCUGCCCAACUUCUUACUUGGGUACUCUGGAUGUCUACAAAGGUUUUAUAUCAGUCACUGCUGGUAAUUUCACUCUUCUGCAUAACUUGAGUGUUUCGCUCACUACCGAUUACAUCAACAAACCAUAUCUGAUGAAAGAGUUCAUCAUCCAUGUGAGUGGAAGAACCUUGGAACUGACUUUCACUCCAUCAUCCAGUGCUUCGGAUGUCUAUGCGUUCGUCAGUGGAAUCGAAGUUGUUUCCAUGCCAUCCAAUCUCUAUAUUCAGGGUGAUAAUGCCCAUAUUCCUUUAGUUGGUCAUUAUCCUGUGCUAUAUUACAUUCAUAAUGAUUCUGCCUUGGAAACCGUAUAUAGAAUCAAUGCAGGAGGGGAUGAGAUUCCAGCCAAAUAUGAUACGGGGAUGUUUCGCGCUUGGACCAGUGAUGAUGACUACUUGUAUUUACCUUUAGCCGCUGUAGAACCCAAUGAUAUGGUCUCGCCAAUUCUAUAUCCAGAAACUGCUCCAGCGUAUGUUGCACCAGAACUUGUCUAUCGCACAGCCCGAGCAAUGACGCCCUUUUCAGAUGAACGUCUUAAUUUAAACUAUAAUCUGUCCUGGUUCUUCCCCAUUGAUUCUGGUUUCAGUUAUCUCAUUAGGCUCCACUUCUGUAAUAUUUACCGAGACAUAACUUUGGUGAAUCAGAUAGCUUUUACUAUAUAUUUAAAUAAUCAAACAGCUGAGGAUCAAUUCGAUGUAACUGCCGAGAGUGGUGGUCCUGGAAUUCCCGUGUACCUAGACUACGUAGUGCAGGUUCCUGAAACUAGCAACGGAAAGCAGGAUAUUUGGAUAGACCUUUAUCCAGAUCUGCAGAGCAAACCCCAGCACUAUACUGCUUUCUUGAAUGGUGUAGAGAUCGUCAAACUUAGCGAUUUGGAUGGAAAUCUUGCAGGAGUCAACCCUAACAGCAGCAAGUCCGAGUCGGUUGCGCCAGUGCCCCAUGUUGCAGUAUCAAAAAAGCCGAAGAGAUUGGAAUUCAUCAUCAUGGGAUGUGGACUAAGUGUUGGGGCACUAGGAGUAUCGAUUCUCUUUUUCCUGAUUGUUUACGUGUCGAAAUUAGUUGAGCAAAGGAAGAUUUCAUGGCGUAAUCUCCUGAUCUCUAUUCCUAAUCAAGUUAGAAAAGCUCACAAAUCAUCUUUUCGCCGUCAUUUCCCCAUGGAUGAGAUAAGAGUGGCGACAAAUAACUUUGAUGAGGCUCUGAUGAUUGGCAUCGGCGGGUUUGGCAAAGUUUACAAGGCUAGUUUUGAUCAAGGGUCUACCUUUGUAGCCAUAAAGCGGAGCAAUCCAAUGUCAGAGCAAGGUGCUUUAGAAUUUGAGACAGAGAUCCAUGUGCUCUCCCAGCUGCGCCACUACAACCUUGUUUCUCUUUUGGGUCAUUGCCAAGAAGAUGGAGAGAUGAUACUGGCUUAUGAAUAUAUGUCCAAUGGUACUCUGUUUGAUCAUCUUCAUUUGAGAUCGAGGGAAGAACUACCUUUGUCAUGGGUUCAACGUCUUGAGAUAUGCAUUGGAGUUGCAAGGGGUUUACACUACCUCCACACUGGCACAGAACACAUGAUCAUCCACCGAGACAUCAAGACAAGCAACAUACUCCUAGACCAUAAUUGGGUCGCCAAAAUUUCAGACUUUGGCUUGUCAAAGGCAAGCAGCCCAGCAUUAGUCAGCACCAACGUCAAGGGCAGUGCUGGAUACUUAGAUCCAGAGUACUUUCGGCAUCACAAGCUGACCGAGAAAUCUGAUGUGUACUCAUUUGGCGUGGUGUUGUUGGAGGUGAUAAGUGCCAGGCCUGCUGUUAGUCCAGUUGAAGAUGAUGAACAUGGUAACUUGGCAGAUUGGGCUCUGUAUUGCUGGGAGAAUGGCAUUGCAACUCAAUUGGUGGAUCCUGACCUUGAAGGUAAGAUAGCAGCAGAAUCUUUUGAGACAUGCAUUAGGGUGGCCAAGAAAUGCCUGGCCGAGAAAGGGGCGGAGCGCCCCACCAUGAGUGAUGUGUUGCAGAGCCUUAUCCUGGCAUUGCAGCUUCAGAGAAAUGCUAAUAUGGCACCAACCAGAGAUUGCAACAGAACAGAAAAUAGCCAUUCAGAGGGCAACUCAGAUUUGACACCUGGGAUUGAGUUCUCCGAGAUCAUGAUACCCAUUGGAAGAUGA